Molecule: messenger RNA, 1651 nt
Organism: Pieris napi
Lineage: Eukaryota; Metazoa; Arthropoda; Insecta; Lepidoptera; Pieridae
Product: zinc finger CCHC domain-containing protein 24-like
Exons: 4
Coding region: 141-731 (196 amino acids)
Molecular function (GO): nucleic acid binding; zinc ion binding
Source: RefSeq, a predicted model, not a curated record
CGUCUCAAGGAGCGGCAGAACUCUAGUCGGCGACGUGCGGCGCGCGCGCACCCGCUUUAACGCGAUCCAAAAAUACACUCGCCCGGCCACCGCGUGUUAUACCAAAUUUUGUGCUGUGUUUUAACGAUAUAAAUGAAGCGAUGUCACCGACUGCCAUGGGCGACUUGCCUCAGUGGUGUGGGAAGACAGAAGGAUGUCCUCAGGCCUUGCUUGGCUGGCUGUAUCUGACUCAUGAGCAGAACGAUCAGUGGGUUCCUGGAUCAGUAUGGGGUCCUCUCCCAACAGCAGCCACGGGGACGACCCAGCCGCCCACAGACGACAGCAACUCACUAGCGGAGCAGUUAGCCGCACUGUCACUGCGCCGCCCGCCCAGGCCGCCGCCCCCGGCCUACAUGUGCCAUUUGUGCUUCAAGAAAGGACACUACAUUGGGGAUUGUCCACAGGCCCGUCCCAAAGGCGAAGGUCUGACGCCAUACCAGGGCAAGAAGCGGUGCUUCGGCGAGUACAAGUGCCCGAAAUGCAAGCGGAAGUGGAUGAGCGGAAACUCGUGGGCCAAUAACGGCCAAGAGUGCAUCAAGUGUCGUAUCAAUGUUUUUCCUCAUAAGCAGAUCUUUCAGAGGCCACUCGAAAAGCCGGACGGUCUUGAUGUCAGCGACCAAUCGAAGAUCCACCCCCAGCAUCUCUGCCAGAAGUGUCGUUCACUCGGAUACUAUUGUCGACGGGAAUAUUAGAGAUUCACAAAUGGAUACUAUUGUCGACGGGAAUAUUAGAGAUUCACAAAUGGAUACUAUUGUCGACGGGAAUAUUAGAGAUUCACAAAUGGAUACAAUUGUCGAUGGGAAUAUUAGAGAUGCACAAAUGGAUACUAUUGUCGACGGGAAUAUUAGAGAUUCACAAAUGGAUACUAUUGUCGACGGGAAUAUUAGAGAUUCACAAAUGGAUACUAUUGUCGACGGGAAGAUUAGAGAUUCACAAAUGGAUACUAUUGUCGACGGGAAUAUUAGAGAUUCACAAAUGGAUACUAUUGUCGACGGGAAGAUUAGAGAUUCACAAAUGGAUACUAUUGUCGACGGGAAGAUUAGAGAUUCACAAAAGUAUCGUUAUACAAAUUACUAUGUAAUUGCGUCGUUUAUAUAAAUUUGUUAACAUUUAUUAAGUGCCUUAUGAUGAUUUAAUUUUGUUCGUUUGCUCGGCUUCGGGUUACGUAAUGUCUAACCCUAGGUUCCUAAGUCCCAGUGGAACAAUAAGUGUUUUAGGUUUAAAAUAACAUCUACUUUCCUUAAAAAAUUAUCAUUGAAACACGUGGAAAUAUUAUUUACACACUUUGAUACCAAAGACACACAACACAGAUUUUUUAUCUACUUACAAUGAUAGCACAGAUUAUAUCAACUUUUUGUCAAUCCAAAGAUAUCCUUUAUAUACCAAAAUGCGGCGCCAAAGAUGUUAAAUAAAAUCGAUUUAAGGAAAAAGUAAUUAAAACAAGAAUUCUUCAAAUCAAAAUACUAAUAAGAUUAAAAUUUAGUUUUUAUAUUAGGUUCUAAGGUGGGUUUUGGAAUGAGAAUGCUUAAAUAGGGAACAUAAACAAUUUAGUUUUGAUUUCGUGUUUUGUUCAAAUGAUUUUUAAUUAAAAUAUGUUCAACUAAAAUGUUAG